ACUCAGAGAAGAGCAGAAAUGUGCACUGGAAAAUCUUUGCCCCCAAACUGAGGGUCAAGUCUUGAACAUGUGAUUGGCAUUCAUGAUGGUGUACGCCAGGAAGAGUAAGUUGGGGUGGGAAAUCAUGUAAUGUGUGCAAACUAGAGUCCAGAGAGAUUUGAGCUUCAGGGUUUGGUCUGCAGGAUGCUGGCUGUGGGGAUUGCCAGGGACAACAUGGAAUGGGGUGCAUGGAGAAAAGGAAGCGAGGGGUCGAUGAGUCAGGUUGGCAAGAUGGCGUCGGUACCAGGGUGGUCACAGACUCCUGAAGUGGCAGGUGGAGCCAGGAACAUGGCGGCCUCUCGGCUGCAGGCUGGCUAGCUUGCAGUCUCAGGAGUGGCUCUGGCCCAAAAUGCUUAGCUGGCAGGAGCAGGCAGGAGGCCCCGGGAAGGGAGAGGGAGCAGGCUGCCUGCCCACCCGCCCGGGGAGUGUAAGGGGGUUGGGCACGUGUGUCCCGCCAACAACUGCAGCUCCCACCCACCAGCCAAGUCAGGCUUCGGACACUCCCUUCCCGCCUUCCCUGUCCCACCUCCCUUUUCCUUCCUUAGUCCUACAGCUCCGGAUCCACAGACGGAAUCAAGACUGCACCUCUGGUUCAGACCCGUGGAUCUCAGCCUCAGGCCCAGCUCUGGCUCCAGCUUUGCCCCCUGUUCCUGCCUCUUUCCUUGUCAGCCCUGGCAUCUUGUCCCCUGAGCCAGCAUAUAGUCCUUGGAGGUCUCCAAAGAAGGAAUCCCCCAAGAACUCCCAACAUUGGAAGGAGCCUAAGGUCAGGGGGAACUUGACAUAUCAUCUGUACAUGCCUCCAGAACAGAGACAAGGGGCCAGGGCAGAUCUCCAAGUGGAGAGGUCAACCCUGGGUCCCCCGGAACCACCUCUGUGGGAAAAGAAAAACUCACAGAGACCGCUCUCUCGGAUGAAGCCUUCCUCACCAAGAGUCUCCAGUCCCUCGCCCCCUUCACACAAGCUGGAGCUUCAGACCCUUAAACUGGAAGAGCUGACGGUCUCGGAGCUUAGGCAGCAGCUGCGCCUGCGGGGACUCCCGGUGUCUGGGACCAAAGCGAUGCUCCUAGAGCGCAUGCGUGGUGGCACCCCGCCCAGAGACCGGCUGAAACCCCGGCGCGAGGACAAAGAGACCGCUGCUCCCUGGCCGCGCCUCAAGCCCAAGGCUGCGGGAACUCCCCGGCCGCCGGGCACGGUGAAGGGAAGUGCAACAAAUCAUAGGCUGAAGUUUUCUGGAGCUACGGAUUCCCUGGGGACAGCUCCCGCUCCCGCUCCUGCUACUGCUCCUGCUCCUGCUCCUGCUCCCGCUCCCGCUCCCGCUCCCGCUCCAACUCCAACUCCAGCUCCUGCUCCAGCUCCGACUCCAGCUCCUGCUCCAGCUCCUGCUCCCGCUCCCUUCCCAACACCUUCUCCAGCUAGCCUGACUCUGGAGGAGGAGCUGCAGGAAGCGAUCCGUAGGGCGCAGCUGCUUCCAAACCGCGACAUCGAUGACAUCCUGGAAGACCAAGUGGAGCCAGAUGACCUGCUGCCUCCCAUCCCUUUGGACUUCCCUGGCUCAUUUGACCUGCUGUCUCCCUCCCCCGACUCGGAAGGCUUCUCUUCCGUCUUCUCCUCUUCACUACCGUCCCCCACAAGCUCCCUGCCCCCGUCUCCAAGGGCCCUCACCGAUUCCUUGGACUGGCUGGAGGCCUUGAGUGGGGGUCCGCCACUGGGCUCUGGGCCUCCAGGACCCAGCAUCUUCUCUGCGGACCUGUCUGACCCCAGUGGCAGUCGGCUCUGGGAACUGCUACCAGAUCCAUGGUGACAGACUCUUGGGUUUCUAAGGAGAGGUCGUCUGCACCCACAAAGACCCUCCAACUACAGAGAACUCAAGAUGCCCCCAUCCCCCCUGACUCACUGCUGCUGAUGUGUUAGGUGUCUGGACCUGCGUACCGGGCCUCUGUAUGACCCCCUCCCAGGCUCUAUUGUUGGGGCUGGGGGGGUUCAUUUGCAGUGCAAACAAGCUUGCUGCCUCCUUGAGAGACCUGCAGGUUGUGUGCGCUCUUUCCUCCAGACGCUGGGCCUGGCAUCUGGGCAUCCUGGAUCUUCGUGCUGUUUGAGUUCAGGAAAGGACCAUGUGAGUGUAGAAGAAGGACCGCACCCCAAGUUCUAGUUAGAGGUGAGAGGACCAGAAGCUGCUAGUGGGAGGUGACCACAAACUCCCUGUGACCUUGAACUUAUGACCCCGCCCCCACCCCAGUACUUUCUUGGGUUUUGUUUUGUUUUCUUUUGCUUUUGAGAGCAAGUGUUGCUAUGUAGUGCCAAGUUGGCCUCAGACUUGUGACAAUCCUCCUGCUUCAUCCUCCUGGGUGCUGAGAUUACAGGCAUGAGCCAUUAUACCCACAGCCCUCAUGGUUUAUUGAAGAGUUUCCAGGAGCCAUGAGGUGUGGGAAGAUAGAUAAAAGGGGAGAGGAGGUAGAAGGCUUCUCAGGUGAGCCUCCACCUCCACCUCAUGCUGGUGGGGGCGCUGGUGGGGGCGACGUCUGCCUGGUGAAUUAAACUGUGGCUCUCCUGUGGCCGGAGGCUCGUGAGACUGGA
Molecule: messenger RNA, 2613 nt
Organism: Apodemus sylvaticus (European woodmouse)
Lineage: Eukaryota; Metazoa; Chordata; Mammalia; Rodentia; Muridae
Gene: Mamstr
Product: MEF2 activating motif and SAP domain containing transcriptional regulator
Exons: 8
Coding region: 389-1840 (483 amino acids)
Biological process (GO): regulation of transcription by RNA polymerase II
Cellular component (GO): nucleus
Molecular function (GO): transcription coregulator activity
Source: RefSeq, a predicted model, not a curated record